GUUUAGCUUGGACUUAGAGACGGAAUUGGUAUUAGACGGAAUUGUGUUGACAGAGUGCAAUGGUCAGGGACGAUAAAAUCAAUCGGUUUUGUUUACUUUUUCCGCACUCAACAUAUAAAAAUCGUAGCCUGUAAGAAACUGUGAAUAACGACGCCUGGCCAUGGCUGCCCACUCUUCUGUUUCUGGUUCUUUGUUGCAGUUUGUAGGUAUCCAGGGUCUACUUGUGUUUAUUGUGGUAUUUUUGCUGUUAGCUGAUUAUGUCAAGAGUCGUCGACCAAGCAGAUUCCCUCCAGGACCAAUACCCUAUCCUUUUGUGGGGAACAUGUUUUCCCUUGAUUUCAAAAAAGCCCAUGAAAAUAUCACACAGCUAUCUGAGAAGUAUGGGGAUGUAUACAGUCUAAGAAUGGGAAGCACGUGGACAGUGGUGUUAAACGGGUUCAAGAUCAUCAAGGAAGCGUUGGUGACCCAGGGAGAGAGCGUGUCUGACAGACCUACGACUGCUCUUAACCAUGAGAUGUCAAAUGACCUGGGUGUCGUUAGCACCAAUGGACAUCUAUGGAAACAGCAGAGGAGAUUUGCUCUCUACACCCUGAAGUACUUUGGAGUGGGCAAGAAGUCAUUAGAGUCUGCUAUCUUGGAUGAGUUUGCACAUUUGUCCCAGGACAUAACUGAUUACAAUGGCAAACCCUUUGAACCACACCUGACCCUCAACAAUGCUGUCUCUAAUAUCAUCUGCACCCUGGUCUUUGGGCACCGCUUUCAGUAUAGCGAUAGGGGCUUUCAGAACCUGAUGGUGAUGUUCGACAGUGCUCUUCAACUUGAAGCUUCCAUAUGGGUAGAGCUGUAUGACGCGUUUCCUGUGGUGAUGAGGCAUCUGCCAGGACCCCACCAGAGAGUGUUGAAGAUUUGGAGUGAGGUGAAGGACUUCCUGAGGUCGGAGGUCAAGGAGCACAGGAAGGACUGGGAUCCCUCUGAACCCAGGGACUACAUAGACUCCUAUCUGACCGAAAUAGAAAAGUCUAAAGGGGACGUGGCCGCCAGGUUUGACGAGGAGAACCUGAUCAUGUGUUCUUUGGACCUGUUUGUUGCCGGGUCUGAGACCACGUCCACCACCCUUCGCUGGAGCUUCCUCUUCAUGACCAAGUACCCAGAGAUUCAAGAGAAAGUCCAAGCUGAGCUGGAUCAGGUGAUAGGCCGAUCUCGCCCACCCAGCAUGGCCGACCGGGCUAACUUGCCCUACACUGAAGCUGUUCUCCAUGAGGUCCAGAGGAUGGGGAACAUCGUGCCUCUUAGUCUUCCUCAUAUCACCAACAAGGACAUUCAGCUUGGAGAUUAUCUGGUUCCAAAGGGUACUACUAUUAUUCCCAAUCUGACAUCGGUGAUGUUUGACAAAAAUGAGUGGGAGACACCCUUGACCUUUAACCCUGGACACUUCCUCGACAAGGAUGGCAAAUUUGCGAAGCGAACCGCAUUCAUCCCUUUCUCUGCUGGGAAACGAGCGUGCCUUGGUGAAAACCUGGCCAAAAUGGAGCUCUUCCUAUUCUUUACCUCCUUCAUGCAGAAGUUUGCCAUCUCCAUGCCCCCUGGGGUGAAGCCUGUGUUGGAUUAUCGCUAUGGUGUCACCUUGGCACCACUCAACUAUGAGAUCUGUGCCACCUUGCGUGAUGUGUAAUACAGUUUGAGGAGAGGAAUGCCUCACAAUUAACACCACUGUAUUUACAUCUUCUGUGUCCUGUUCUAUGUUUCUUUUGAAAGAUAGUAUUAUAUAUAGUAACCUUAUUAAUCUUGGAGGGAUAAUAAAUUAUUAAAUAAUCACCAAUAAACCAGGGAUCCUCCAGGAUCACAAUGACUCUUAUUGAGAGACUUGUUGCUCUUGUUAGUUAGCUGGUUUUAAAUUAUUGUACUCGAUGUGA
This is a messenger RNA of Hypomesus transpacificus, 1913 nucleotides long. RefSeq names its product cytochrome P450 2J2-like. NCBI's taxonomy places the organism in Eukaryota, Metazoa, Chordata, Actinopteri, Osmeriformes, Osmeridae. Gene Ontology annotation, cellular component: cytoplasm; intracellular membrane-bounded organelle. The coding region runs from base 161 to 1672 and encodes 503 amino acids. The transcript has 9 exons. Gene Ontology annotation, molecular function: iron ion binding; oxidoreductase activity, acting on paired donors, with incorporation or reduction of molecular oxygen, reduced flavin or flavoprotein as one donor, and incorporation of one atom of oxygen; heme binding. Gene Ontology annotation, biological process: xenobiotic metabolic process. The record is from RefSeq and is a predicted model, not a curated record.